Messenger RNA from Gordionus sp. m RMFG-2023, 2509 nucleotides. RefSeq names its product protein kinase C-like 1B. Gene Ontology annotation, biological process: protein phosphorylation. The record is from RefSeq and is a predicted model, not a curated record. NCBI's taxonomy places the organism in Eukaryota, Metazoa, Nematomorpha, Gordioida, Chordodea, Parachordodidae. Gene Ontology annotation, cellular component: nucleus; cytoplasm. The transcript is spliced from 15 exons. Gene Ontology annotation, molecular function: diacylglycerol-dependent serine/threonine kinase activity; ATP binding. Bases 51 to 2426 code for a protein of 791 amino acids.
UAUAUACCUUAAAGGCUUAUUGAAAAUGAAAUGCCUCUUAAUUAUUGAAAAUGGUAAUAUUUAAUGGAUCGGCCCGAAUUAAAAUCUUUGAAGCAAAAAAUCUUAAACCUACAAAUUUGGCUACUCGUCAUCUAGUCUCAGCCAAACAAAAUCCAGCUCUCAUUGAUCCUUAUGUCUCGAUUAAUGUAGAUGAUCUUUUUAUAUCCCGAACUACCACAAAACUAAAAACACUGAGUCCUUCUUGGAAUGAAGAAUUCAAAUCAAAUGUGCAAAAUGGUCAAAUUCUGGGAAUGACAGUUUUUCACGAUGCUGCAAUUCCUCCUGAUGAAUUUGUUGCAAAUUGUCAAAUAACAUUUGAAGAUUUACUUCUAAAAAAGCUCAAUGAUAUAUGGAUAGAUUUGGAACCAUGCGGGAAAUUACACGUCAGUAUCGAGUUAAAGGGCUCAACAUGUGAAGUCAAGGAAAGAGUCUUCAAGGAAAAGCAGGAAGGGUUCAAAAACAAAAGGAGGGGUGCCAUGCGGAGGAAAGUUCAUCAAAUAAACGGACACAAAUUUAUGGCCACGAUUUUGCGCCAACCCACCUUUUGUUCACACUGCAAAGAAUUCAUAUGGGGUUUGGGCAAACAAGGAUACCAAUGUCAAGUGUGUACGUGCGUUGUUCACAAAAGAUGUCAUCACCAGGUGUUAACUAAGUGUCCAGGUUUGUUGUUUUACGACAGGACUAAAGAUGAAGAUAUUAUAGAGGAGGAAGACGAGAACGAAGAGGAGGAUCAAACAAACAUAAAGAAACCGUCUUCCAACAGAAAGAGAUUUUCACGUAGAGUUCAUUCCAAAAGGCUCAAUUUUCCGACCAACGAAGACGGCUCUCAAGUCAGACUAGGGCCGGACGAUGCCGCUCUUAACUUGACAUCCGGCACCCGCUUCAAUAUCAAUAUACCCCACCGUUUUUUGCUUCACAAUUAUAAGAGGCCUACUUUUUGCGAUCAUUGUGGCAGUCUACUGUACGGCAUAAUCAAGCAAGGCCUGCAAUGCGAAGCGUGCAAAUUAAAUAUCCACAAACGUUGCGAGAGAAACGUUGCACCGAAUUGCGGAAUAAAUGCAAAAGAAAUGGCCGCUGUCCUUGCCCAGAUCGGAAUUUCUGGCGAUAAACUAUCCGUCAGAAAGAAAAAGCCAUCCUUCAGUGAUUCCCAUCUAGGAAGUCAAGUAAUUCAUUCAAGAUCUCAUUCUUCCCCAUUGCCAGCCAUCAAUUCUAUAGCGCAAGAAAGUGAUGAGGCCAACUACGAAGCCACAGAAUUGAUUAAAAACGUUAAAAAUGCAAUUCAUCCCAUCAAAAAGCCUUCCAUAUCCGAUUUCCAGUUUAUAAAAGUUCUAGGGAAAGGAAGCUUCGGGAAGGUGAUGCUGGCAGAAAGGAAAGGGUUUGACGAGGUUUACGCCGUUAAAAUCCUCAAAAAAGAUAUCAUAAUUCAGGAUGACGACGUCGAAUGUACUAUGACUGAGAAACGUAUACUGAUAUUAGGUGCUAGGCACCCUUUUUUAGUCGCGCUUUUCUGUUCUUUCCAGACCAAGGACCGCCUAUUUUUCGUUAUGGAAUACGUGAACGGAGGCGACCUAAUGUUUCAAAUACAAAAGGCUAGAAAAUUCGAAGAAUCUAGGGCAAAGUUCUAUUCCGCCGAAGUCAUGCUAGCCUUACAAUUUCUUCACAAGCACGGUGUUGUAUAUAGGGAUCUGAAAUUAGAUAACAUUCUGUUGGACAGUGAUGGCCAUUGUAAAAUAGCCGAUUUUGGGAUGUGUAAAGAAAACAUUUUCGAAUCUGAGCUGACUUCCACUUUUUGUGGAACGCCAGAUUACAUCGCUCCAGAGAUCCUUCAAGAACUCGACUACGGCGUGAGCGUGGACUGGUGGGCCCUUGGCGUGCUGAUGUACGAAAUGAUGGCCGGUCAACCCCCUUUCGAGGCUGAGAACGAGGACGACCUUUUCGAUUCCAUCCUUCACGAUGACGUGUUGUACCCCGUUUGGCUCUCUAAGGAGGCCGUCUCCAUACUUAAAGGAUUCAUGUGCAAGAAUCCUUCCAAAAGAUUGGGCUGCGUUGUAUCCCAAGGCGGCGAGCAGGCUAUUAAACUACACCCAUUUUUUAGUGAUAUCGACUGGAUCGCCCUUGAGUGUAAGAAGAUUAAGCCUCCAUUCCGACCAAAAAUCAAAACCAAAAAGGACGUCAAUAAUUUUGAUCAAGAUUUUACCAAAGAGGAGCCUACCCUGACCCCCAUCGAAAAUUCGGAAAUAUUGGCAUCGAUAAAUCAAGACGAUUUUAGAGAUUUUUCUUUCUACAAUCCAGAUUUUUCUAAAGCCAAAAUCCCGCUACAGAAUCCUUCGAUUAGCAUUUCAAAGCCUGCUUCUACUACCACGACCUUAAACUCGAACACAAAAUAAAAUUAAAAUUACGCAAAUAUUUUUUUUAAACUUUCCCCGGUGAUAGGCAAAAAAAUUUUUUAUAACGAGAAGAAAGUAAAAUU